This is a messenger RNA of Chelonia mydas (Green sea turtle), 377 nucleotides long. RefSeq names its product family with sequence similarity 237 member B (gene FAM237B). Lineage: Eukaryota; Metazoa; Chordata; Testudines; Cheloniidae. The transcript has a single exon. The record is from RefSeq and is a predicted model, not a curated record. The coding region runs from base 1 to 369 and encodes 122 amino acids.
AUGGACUCUGUGUGUAGAAGAAGGUGGUACCUUCAAUUGGGCUGUAUAUUGAUAGUGAAUUUGGUUUAUGCCAAUCCAGAAUAUCAGAAAGAACCUCCUGGAAGCCUGGGUGAGAUUGACCAUCACUGCUGGGAGAUCUCCUCUCACAGGCUGGUGGAAAUGAAGAAACUCAGGGUAGCAGAUGCUAUCAUUGCUCUCUGGGAUUUCAUGAUGUUCCUAAAAGAAUCACCUAAGGCCAAGCAUAACGAACUCUUCAAUGACUUAGCCCAGAACUUCUGGGAUAUGUAUGUCGACUGUGUGCUUUCAAGGUCCCAUGGAAUGGGCAGAAGACAGUUACUAUCUCCCAAUUAUUUUUCCACAUACCCAUAGAGAACCUC